Messenger RNA from Syngnathus acus (greater pipefish), 4471 nucleotides. RefSeq names its product protein kinase D2 (gene prkd2). Lineage: Eukaryota; Metazoa; Chordata; Actinopteri; Syngnathiformes; Syngnathidae. The transcript is spliced from 19 exons. The record is from RefSeq and is a predicted model, not a curated record. Bases 510 to 3299 code for a protein of 929 amino acids. Gene Ontology annotation, biological process: protein phosphorylation. Gene Ontology annotation, molecular function: protein serine/threonine kinase activity; ATP binding.
CACUUCCUGUUUGGAGGCGAGCGAGGAGCCCUUGCUGCUCACUUACGUUCUCACUCAGCUCUUUUUCUUUUUCUCCAAAUGAGUGAAGCCCCAAACUCACUCGUGUAAUGAGCGCAGUCUGUCGCUCGAGUUUAUUCUCAUCGUUUCCUGUGCGAGGGAGGCCAUUUUGUAACGCUGAAGAAACUUUUCGGAGCCGUUCUCUCACUUUCUCUUGAUUUGGUUUCACAUUCAAUUGUGGACUUUUCAUCAGCGGAGGAAAAGUGCCAGCAAAGAAGAAAAAGGAGGAGGAAGAGCAGGCUCCUUUUCCCUCCCCGAGUUGAGGGUGUGUGUUUCUCACGCUUCUGUAAAGUAGAGAAGACACCGUGAAGGGAGGGCAGAAAACACUUGCUGCAGAGAGGGAUCCCUUCCUUGAUUCCACAGGGAGGCUGGGACUAUGCUCCGUGUGAGCCAGUGAAUAAGCGUGAUUUCCCCCCGAGAGUGUUGAGAGCUUCAUCACACAGGUUUCGAGGAUGGCGCACGCCAGCCCCUGCAUACCCUCAGGACCGAUCUUCUUUCCGCCGGGGGCCUCCUCUCUGCACGGUUCGACUGCAGUGAGCCCCGUCCCCGCGGCCAGCGUGUCCCCCCAGGGUGGCUUCAACGUGAUGGACUUGACCCACGGGCUGGGUGCAUCGGGGGGUGGCGCGAUGGCUUCGGUGACCCCGACUCCUUCAGGGGUGUCCUUCAGCAUCCAGAUUGGCCUGACGCGAGAGUCGGUGCUGAUGCCGCAAAGUGCAGACUUGCCCUUCGUGAAACAAAUGGCCUGUUCCAUUGUUGACACCAAGUUCCCAGAGUGUGGCUUCUAUGGUAUUUACGAUAAGAUUUUGCUGUUUAAGCACGACACGUCAACCAACAACAUCCUGCAGCUGGUUAAAACUGCAGGUGACAUUCAGGAGGGAGAUUUGGUGGAGGUGGUGCUAUCCGCGGCAGCCACAUCGGAAGAUUUCCAGAUUCGACCCCACGCUCUGAACGUCCACUCCUAUCGUGCCCCGGCCUUUUGCGAUCACUGCGGAGAGAUGUUAUUCGGGCUGGUCCGACAAGGGCUCAAGUGCGAUGGCUGUGGGCUGAAUUACCACAAGCGCUGCGCAUUCAACAUUCCAAACAACUGCAGAGCUCGGAAAAGACGCCUGUCCACUACCUCCGUGAACAGUGGCCAGUCCCUGCGGCUCUCCACCAGCGAGUCCGUUCACAGCCUCGGGACCACAUCUACCUGCACCGAGGACUCCGGACUGGUCCGCUCGCACACGCAAAUGCCCCGGACGCCGAGUGAGUCCCGGCGCUUUUACACGGGCCGUCCCGUACAUUUGGACAAAAUCCUAAUGAGCAAGGUGAAAGUGCCGCACACGUUUGCCGUCCACUCGUACACGCGUCCCACGGUGUGCCAGUACUGCAAGAGGCUCCUUCGAGGCCUUUUCAGGCAGGGCUUGCAGUGCAAAGACUGCAAGUUCAACUGCCAUAAACGCUGCGCGUACAAAGUCCCUAACGACUGUCUGGGCGAAACCAUCGGAGAAAACAGAGGUAACAGCGAUAUGUUGAGUCCCAGUGCUGACCCCGAGGUGCCCAUGGACUACACCAGCGAUUACGACGCCUCGGACAAGUCAUCCAUGGACGACUCUGACGAGGCCUGCAGCAUCCCGGGCUCCUUUUCUCCAGAGAGCAAGCAGGACGGAGUCAGUGCAGACCAGAGUGUUUACAUUCCACUCAUGAGGGUGGUCCAGUCCGUGCGGCAAACAACUCGUCGAUCCAGCACAGCUAUCAAGGAGGGAUGGAUGGUUCACUACAGCAAUAAGGACACACUGAGAAAGAGACACUACUGGCGUCUGGACUGUAAGUGUAUCAUCCUUUUCCAGAACAACACCUCAAACAAAUACUACAAGGAGAUCCCUCUAUCGGAAAUCCUGGAAGUGCGACCUGCCGGCAACUUCACCUUGGUACCCUCCGGUACAAACCCGCACUGCUUCGAGAUCAUCACGGGCACCAUGUGCUACUUUGUGGGGGAGGACCCCAACACCCUUACACCCCUGUCCCCCCAGCACGCCUUCCCCCAGUCCCCCCCAUCCCCCAGCCAAGUGGCGCCCAACAGCGGCAUCGGCCGGGAGGUGGCCAAGGCGUGGGAGAGCGCCAUCCGUCAGGCCCUUAUGCCCGUCAUCUUCCAGGAUGCCCCGCCGGCCGAGGGACACACCACACACAGACAAGCCUCCGUCAGCAUUUCUGUGUCUAACAGUCAAAUCCAAGAAAAUGUGGACAUUGGUACAGUGUACCAGAUAUUUGCAGAUGAAGUUCUGGGGUCAGGGCAAUUUGGAGUUGUGUAUGGAGGAAAGCACCGGAAGACCGGGAGGGAUGUGGCCGUCAAGGUUAUCGAUAAGCUCCGCUUCCCGACUAAGCAGGAGAGCCAGCUGAGGAACGAGGUGGCUAUCCUGCAGAGUUUGCGCCACUUGGGCAUCGUAAAUCUGGAGUGCAUGUUUGAGACGCCGGAGAAGGUGUUUGUUGUCAUGGAGAAGCUCCACGGCGACAUGCUCGAGAUGAUCCUCUCCAGCGAGAAAGGCCGACUGCCUGAGAGGCUGACCAAAUUUCUCAUCACUCAGAUCCUGGCAGCCUUGCGACACCUGCACUUUAAGAACAUCGUCCACUGCGAUCUCAAACCCGAGAAUGUGCUGCUUGCUUCUGCUGAUCCUUUCCCCCAGGUAAAACUGUGUGAUUUUGGCUUUGCCCGAAUCAUCGGGGAGAAGUCGUUCCGUCGCUCGGUGGUCGGCACGCCGGCCUACCUGGCCCCGGAGGUCCUGCUGAACCAGGGCUACAACCGCUCGCUGGACAUGUGGUCCGUCGGCGUCAUCAUGUACGUCAGCCUCAGCGGGACGUUCCCUUUUAACGAGGAUGAAGAUAUCAAUGACCAGAUCCACAAUGCUGCCUUCAUGUACCCUUCCAACCCUUGGAAACAGAUCUCCUGCGACGCCAUCGACUUGAUCAACAACUUGCUACAAGUUAAGAUGAGGAAGCGCUACAGUGUGGACAAGAGUCUCAGCCAUGCUUACUUACAGGACUAUCAGACAUGGUUAGACCUGCGAGAGCUGGAGACCAAGCUAGGCGAGCGUUACAUCACCCACGAGAGCGACGAUAGCCGCUGGCAAUCGUUCGCCCACCAGUACACAUUGACGUACCCCGCUCACCUCGUGGCCCCGCCUCCCGCGCACGCCUCGGACGACGACGAGGGCAGGGACGACACGGAUGUGCAAGGCCUCACCGAGCGAGUCAGCAUCCUCUGAAGGUCCACCAAGUGUUGGGGUGAAGUUGUUCUCCUAACAGUGUUUACACAGUCGUCACCAUUAUCAGCUGUAUGACAGCGCUUCAAUUUCUCAAGUCGGCAUUCUCAUUCAAAUGAUUGAUCUCUUUUAAUUGCUGUUUGAAAUGUUGAAAAGUUUUGCGGGUCUUUGCAGAUAACCAGCAAAAUAAAUGAAACGUACUGUAUAUCUGAUUUAUAUCCACAUGUAUGAAAGUGGCAGGGGUCACAUUUGGAAAAAAUCGGAAUUAUUCUGUUGACAUUGACAAAAAACAGAUAAAUGACACAUGAAAUUGACCUGCAGUACGACCGUAGCUUACGUUACGGUCCACCGUGUUCUCGCUAACAUUAGCCCAAAAAUGUCAGCAAGCUCACAAAUUCUGCUGUUUGCAUGUACAUUGUCUGCUUGCCGGAAAGUGCGGGGUGCAUUUCUUGCAGUUUGGCUUCUAUUUAAAACCAUAGUGAAUAAUGAAGGUUUAAUGGCAAAUCUAAUUUUGUUUGGUGAAAUGAAGCCGUCUCAAAGGUGAUAUUGACUCAUAAAAGAUGUAAAAACGACAAUAUCUUCCCACUUGUUUGCUUCAUAACCCCUCAAAGAAAACAUUUGGAUUGGUCAUGUAAAAUAAUCAUUUGAAACACUCCCACCUAAUGAUCAAAAAAUAGCAAUUCCUUGUUUUCAUGUGGUGCUUUCACCUGACUCAAGCUUUGUGCCGUUGUGGUCAUUCCCACAAAGUGAAUGCCCAUAAUGGUCCUGUACAACUGGAAGUAUUGAUUAGGUGACAGCACAUCUUCCUGUAAUUAAUACAAACCACAAUCAUAAACUUUAGAAAUUCAAAAUGUUUCUGCCAGGAAACAGGGGCAGCGCUUGUAUUUCUCAUCUCUCCCAGCAUUCACAAGAACGCCUUUUUUGUUUUAAGGACCUAUCUUUUGUGGUUGGUGUGAAUGUAGCUAGAUGAUCUAGUUUCUGCCAUGUCAAUAAGGUUGCAUGUUUUCGCAUAGUACAAUAUUGUAGAUUCAAUGUUGUUUUUAUUGUAAUAGCCCACCGCUAGCAUGUGUACCCUGAAGUUAGUGUCGUGUCCAAUUUUUCGACAAAAAGUGGACGAUGAUGAUGAUGAUGAUGAUGCUAGACUUUGUAGCACAAUACAAACCAAGAGAAUAGUC